Molecule: messenger RNA, 1302 nt
Organism: Sipha flava (yellow sugarcane aphid)
Lineage: Eukaryota; Metazoa; Arthropoda; Insecta; Hemiptera; Aphididae
Product: tRNA selenocysteine 1-associated protein 1-like
Exons: 6
Coding region: 157-1194 (345 amino acids)
Molecular function (GO): RNA binding
Source: RefSeq, a predicted model, not a curated record
UGUAAAACACAUUUCGAAUUAUUUUUUUACUUUCCUUAUUCCAAAUCAACUGUUAAUUAUGUUAACAAAUCUUUAAUAAUUAUUUUAAUUACGAGUAAUAAAUUUUGUUCUAAUUAAGUGACAUUUAUAAAACCUUUUAAUCUAAAUUCUUUUAAAAUGUAUACAAAUCAGUACACUCAACAAUAUUCGCAAUACAAUCAUCAAUACCAGCAAUAUCCAUCAAAUUAUUAUCAAAUGUACAAUUAUAAUCAACAACCUGCUUAUAAUGCUCCACCACUACCACAAACAGCUACAACAUUUAUUAGUCAAAAUGUACCAGUGCAACAGCCUCAAGUGCCAUCACCUGGACAUAAUGUCACUAGCUUAUGGAUGGGAAGUCUAGAACCUUACAUGACUGAGAGUUUUAUCACGGGUGCGUUUCAAAAGAUGGGUGAAUAUCCAAAGAAUGUCAAAUUAAUGCGUAAUAAAAAUACUGGAGAGACAGCUGGCUAUGCAUUUGUUGACUUCUAUGAUCCAGUAUCAGUAAUGCAUAAACUUAAUGGGAAAUAUAUACCUGGAACUAAUCCACCUGUGAGAUUUAAACUCAAUCAUGCUGGAAAUCCUGGAAAAAUUACUACUAGUGAUAGAGAUUUCUCUGUAUGGUUGGGCGAACUUAGCUCAGAUGUAGAUGAUUAUCAGUUGUAUAAAACAUUUGCUUGUCGUUAUCAAUCUAUACGUACAGCUAAAGUGGUCUUAGAUAGUGCAGGUUAUAGUAAAGGAUAUGGCUUUAUUCGUUUCGGUAGUGAAGAAGAACAAAAACACUGUCUUAACAACAUGAAUGGUUUUCCAGGUUUAGGUUCCAAACCUAUUAAAGUUAGCAGUGUGAUACCAAAAUCAGAACGUCAUGUUGUUGUUGCUACAAAUGAUUCUCAAGGGUACAAAGCUAGUCAAGAUUAUGGACAGUAUUUUGAAACCAACUAUUGGCAUCGAUACACAAUGUGGAAUCAAUCACUUAAUCAAAAGUGUGUACCAAAGAUAGAGUCAACAGUUGAAACUCCAGUGGUUAAAACCAAUGGUAAUUUAACUCUUGUUGAUUACAAAAAAUCAAUUGACGUUGAUGCUUUAAACAAAGACUUGGUGUCGCAAGAUUAUAAUUUAUGGGAUGCACUUGAAAGUUCUAAAUGGCUACCACUUGACACUAUUGAAAUUAUUUAAAAUUUAAUUAUUACUAGAUUUUAAAAAUAUUAUGUAGAUAGUUAAUAUUUUCAAAUUUGUUCUACUUUUGUAUCUGAUUUGGAUGCUAAGAUAAAGUAAUAUUUGUAU